Haemonchus placei is the source of this 447-nucleotide messenger RNA. The record is from the annotation of a GenBank genome assembly. NCBI's taxonomy places the organism in Eukaryota, Metazoa, Nematoda, Chromadorea, Rhabditida, Trichostrongylidae.
AUGGAUUCAUUUUCCACAUCCUCCGUCUACAUCCGUAUAGUGCAAGAGUACAUUAGAAGACUGCGAAUCACGGAAACAUUUUCCUACUCUUUACAGCUACCGUUCCCAUUCGAGACUAAAAUUCAUAUACUCGUUCGACAUUUGGAAGUAAGCGUACCAGGCCAACCGGUGCACAACUGCAAGCACUAUCAUUGGCAGGAUUGGCCGGAUCGUGGAGUCCCAGACGCCGAUCUAGCGCCAAUUGUGUUAUUGUCGAAACUCAAAGAUAGUCCCGCUCCAAUAAUUGUACACUGCUCGGCCGGAAUCGGACGCACAGGAUCCAUAGUUCUGAUCCAACACGCCAUGGAGCUGUUGCACAUACCCGCGCCUUUACUUGAAAUCUCCACUUAUCUUAUAGAACUACGUAAACAAAGAAAUAAUAGCAUACAGGUUUGUCAACCGGAAUAG